This is a messenger RNA of Eruca vesicaria subsp. sativa (arugula), 536 nucleotides long. NCBI's taxonomy places the organism in Eukaryota, Viridiplantae, Streptophyta, Magnoliopsida, Brassicales, Brassicaceae. The record is from the annotation of a GenBank genome assembly.
UUUUCAUAGUAGCGGCGCAGCAGGUGAACACGAUUGAAGCUUACGAUGGCAAGGAUUAAGGUUCAUGAAUUGAGAGACAAGUCGAAGAGCGAUCUUCAGAAUCAGCUUCAGGAUCUUAAAGCUGAGCUCGCUCUCCUCCGUGUCGCUAAAGUCACUGGUGGUGCUCCCAACAAGCUCUCCAAAAUCAAGGUUGUCCGCAAAUCCAUCGCUCAGGUUUUGACAGUGACAUCUCAGAAGCAGAAGUCUGCUCUCAGAGAGGCGUACAAGAACAAGAAGUUCAUUCCUCUUGAUCUCCGUCCCAAGAAGACCCGUGCUAUCCGUAGGCGUCUCACCAAACAUCAGCUCUCUUUGAAGACGGAGCGUGAGAAGAAGAAGGAAAUGUAUUUCCCAAUCAGGAAGUACGCUAUCAAAGUUUAAGUCUAGCUACUAGAAACUCUGUUUCAGCUUUUGUUCUGUUUGAUGGAAACUUGUUUUUGUUCUUCACUUGUUCUAUUGUGACAAAACAUUUUCAGCAACAUGGAUUUUGUUUCCUAUUG